GUUCAGUCUGUAUGUCCGUAAAAUAUCCGGUAGGAGAUUUGGUUCUGUCGUCCUGGAAACCCGCCACGUAUGGGCGCUUUGUCUAAAACACUUUUCCGAGGAAAACCGCCUGUAUCUUUAGUUAACUAGAUGUCGGGCCUCUGGUGCAAUUAGCUUAGCGAAACAGAUGAGAAGAGAAGUAGAACUGGCGAAAGUUUGGGAAACAAGUAGCUAGCUCAAGCGGUGUCUUACCACGGGUGUAUUAUACUGUUAGUCAGGUGGACGCUAGCUGAAAGCCAGCAUGACCCAGCAAGCUGCUGCUCUGCAGACUUAUAACAAUGAACUUGUCAAAUGUAUUGAGGAUCUGCGCUCCAGGCGGGAGGAGUUGAACCGUCAGAUCAAGCUGGAGGAAGAGGAGAAGGACCGGCUGCAGCACGACAUUCGAGUCCUCUCAGAGAAGCUGAGCAGGGUCGAUAAGAGCCUGCAACAAAGACUCGCCACCCGCGCCACUUAUGACCGCACCAUCGCAGAGACUGAGGCUGCAUACACCAAGAUCUUGGAGAGUUCCCAGUCUCUUCUGAGUGUCCUGAAGCAGGAGGCAGGAAACCUCAGUAAAGCCACAGAGCCCCUGUGGAAGGAGUACUAAUGGCAAUGAAAGGUCACUGAAUUCUCAUUUUGACCACAAGACACUUGACUCUUCACUUAACACAGCUUGUACUUGACUCUGGACUAUUUGUAAUAUAUUUGAUUUAUGGAAAGUUCCUUAUUCUAAUAAAUGUAUUUCUUACAUCA
This is a messenger RNA of Scatophagus argus, 771 nucleotides long. RefSeq names its product Sjogren syndrome nuclear autoantigen 1 (gene ssna1). NCBI's taxonomy places the organism in Eukaryota, Metazoa, Chordata, Actinopteri, Scatophagidae. The record is from RefSeq and is a predicted model, not a curated record. The transcript has 3 exons. Bases 281 to 625 code for a protein of 114 amino acids. Gene Ontology annotation, cellular component: ciliary basal body; centrosome.